Messenger RNA from Micromonas pusilla CCMP1545, 1577 nucleotides. RefSeq lists its product as uncharacterized. Gene Ontology annotation, biological process: brassinosteroid mediated signaling pathway; regulation of DNA-templated transcription elongation. The record is from RefSeq and is a predicted model, not a curated record. The coding region runs from base 108 to 1475 and encodes 455 amino acids. The transcript has a single exon. NCBI's taxonomy places the organism in Eukaryota, Viridiplantae, Chlorophyta, Mamiellophyceae, Mamiellales, Mamiellaceae.
AAUUGUUCCGGCGGGACAGUACAAGACGCCAGUUCAGAUUGCAGGAGGGGAAUCUCAAAGCGUUCCUAGCACAUUUCUUCACGUAUAACUAUUCUCUUCAAUUAGUUAUGCCGUCCAUUCCUCAGUACGCUUGCGAGGACGAGAGAAAGGUAGACCUGAAAAACAAGUUGGCCAACCUAUUCGGCGACGAUAGUGACGAUGACGGAAAAGUCGAAGUUUUGCCCAGUCCAAUUACCGCCGACACUGAACACGCGCGAAUGAUCGCAUCGAAGCGGGUUCAGCAGGAAUCAUUAUCGCAAAAAUCAACGAACCGUACAUCUACGAGUGGCGAAAAAAAGUUGAAAAAGAAACGAACCGCUUCAAGGGGCAAGAGCUCUAUGAGACCGUCUGAGAACGACGACGACGACAGCAUGUUGAAUAGAGUCAGAGACGUAUCAAAAGAAUUGUUUGAACAACGUCGCUCGCAAUUUAUGUGCUCAGCACCAGGUGACAACUUUAGGAGUGCUAACCCUGAAGCCCUCCUUGAAGACCCUUGGGUUGGUGUCAGUGAGAUUCCUUCCCCUCUUGCGUCAGAGGCUGAAGAAGAGGACAGUGAUAUCGAAGAACUUUUCGGCAGGGGUCAUGCUAAGGGAGGUCGGCGUAUAAAGCAGUCUGAGUCAGUCAUAUCAUCUGAAGUUCUGAACUUUCUUGCACGAAUGGAAGUAGCAACAGAACAAGAUCGUGAGUUGGUAAGUAGACAACUACCUGCAACGCACAAACUGAAAAUGUUGGGUGAGGUCACGGAUAAGCUCACACAAGUAGACCUUCAUGAAUCAUUUUUGCGCCAUGGUCUUUUAAAAGUUCUUGCCCAGUGGCUUACAUUGCUUCCUAAUAAAAACCUUCCAAACAUUACUGUCCGCACAACUGUCAUCGACUGUAUACGGCAACUGCCUAUUGAGACAGGUCUAGCAGACCGAAAGGAAGAAUUGAAACACUCUGGUCUUGGAUGUAUAAUCAUGUUCCUUUCCAACCUGCCCGAGGAGACUCCAGCAAACCGCAAGAAAUGUAAAUAUCUUGUAGAGAAAUGGAGCCGUCCUGUUUAUGAGCUUUCCAGCCAGUACUGUGAUAUAAGACACCAGGUGGAAGGGGAUUCGGGUGAACGUUGCACGUCAAAUAAGAAACGCAGGCGAGAGAAGGCUGCCAAGACAGAGAGCGCAACAGAGGAUAAUGACCUGAGCGGUCGUACAAAUAAUGGUCCUCAAUAUGGUGAUCCUGGCUACAGGUACCAUGCUGUUGUUCCCGAAGCUGAGACCUUUGAUUAUGCCAUCCAGCCUAGGCUUCGGAUCAGCCCUCUUGACAUCAGAGCUCGGACACAGCACGCAGACGAGCAGCGUGUCCGUAAACUCGUUAGUAAGGUUUCAAAGAAGAAGGGUCUGAAAGAUGGAAAGGCUUUCUUGCCAUCGAUCGAGGGUCGUGGAAUGAUUACGUAUCGAUGAUGUCUAUAUUGAGGCUCGCUCAGUCCUCAGAUAACUAUGCAGAGAAAGUGAGUUGGAGUUUUAGAGAGAGUACAACUGUUCAAUUUUAAAUUCUCAUAUUUU